Vigna angularis (adzuki bean) is the source of this 2041-nucleotide messenger RNA. Its product is annotated as cyprosin. The record is from RefSeq and is a predicted model, not a curated record. Gene Ontology annotation, biological process: proteolysis; lipid metabolic process. Bases 322 to 1869 code for a protein of 515 amino acids. Gene Ontology annotation, molecular function: aspartic-type endopeptidase activity. The transcript is spliced from 14 exons. NCBI's taxonomy places the organism in Eukaryota, Viridiplantae, Streptophyta, Magnoliopsida, Fabales, Fabaceae.
GUUCUAGAAUUAGCAUAUUGCCGUGAAGCCCUGAACACGACCAACACCAGUUCGCGUCGUUAUAAUUAGUACAAACUCCAGUGUCGUCUGGAUUCUGGGAAUAUAGCAAGAAUAUUGAUCGUUCUAGUACGCAUGUGCUACAUCGUAUGCUGAAAACUGCUGCAGUUACUUCCACUCCUAUUACCGUGCGGAAAACAACAUCAUCUUAAGCGAAACUACGUAGUGGUUUCCAUGUAAGGUUGAAUUGUUCCUUGUCAGCAUAAAAAACAACUUAAACAGAAAAUUAACAAGUAAGCUUCGAUUUUGAGAUGAGUUGUAAGAAUGGCUUUGAAGUGUCUGCUGGUUGUUAUGUGUGUUUGGGCUUGGUUAGGAUCGUUGACUUUUGCAACUUCUGAUGAUGGGUUGAUGAGGGUUGGUCUAAAAAGGAGGAAUUUAGACUUUCAGAGUCUUAAAGAUGCAAGAAUCAAAGAGUUCGUUCGUCCUACUGAUUUAGGGGGUGAUCAAAAAAAUUGUUGUGAUGAAGAUAUAAUAUAUCUUAAGAAUUAUGUUGAUGCACAAUAUUUUGGGGAGAUUAGUAUUGGUUCACCCCCUCAAUACUUCAAUGUUGUGUUUGACACUGGCAGCUCAAAUCUUUGGGUUCCAUCUUCAAAAUGCAUCUUCUCUAUCGCUUGCUAUUUUCAUUCCAAGUAUAGGUCGAAGAUAUCUAGCACCUAUACCGAAAUUGGGACGCCUUGCAGUAUCCCUUAUGGCCAAGGAUCUAUUUAUGGAUUCUUCAGCCAAGAUAAUGUACAAGUUGGAGAUGUCAUCAUCAAAGAUCAAGAAUUUGCGGAGAUUACAAGAGAGGGAUCAUUCACACUUUCUGCACUUCCAUUUGAUGGCAUACUUGGACUCGGGUUCCUGGAUGCUGCAAUUGGAAAAGUCACACCAGUUUGGUAUAAUAUGAUAGAACAAGAGCAAAUAUGCCACCAAAUUUUCUCUCUUUGGCUAAAUCAAGAUCCAACAGAAGAAAUGGGGGGUGAAAUUGUCUUUGGUGGUAUUGACUAUAGGCAUUUUAGAGGUGAACACACAUAUGUUCCCCUUUCUCAAAAGGGUUAUUGGCAGAUUGAUGUGGGAGAUGUUCUAGUUGCAAGUAACUCAACAGGGUUGUGUGAGGGUGGCUGUGCUGCAAUUAUAGACUCAGGGACAUCUCUAAUUGCUGGUCCAACUAGUGUUGUGACUCAAAUUAACCAUGCCAUUGGAGCAGAAGGGUAUGUUAGUUUUGAGUGUAAAAGCAUUCUCCAUAACUAUGGGGAUUCAAUAUGGGCAUCCUUGAUUGCUGGGUUAAAUCCAGAACUUGUAUGCAGUGACAUUGGACUCUGUUCAAACAACGGAUUUAACACAAUGGAUGAUGUUAUUGAAACAGUGGUGCAUAAUGAAAGUUGGAAUGGAUCACCAAUAAGGGAGAGCCCCUUUUGUUCCUUUUGCAAUAUGAUUGUCCUUUGGAUCCAAGUCCAGAUUAAGCAAAGCAAUGUGAAAGAAAAAGUAUUUAAAUAUGUGGAUGAGGCUUUUUCUUUGUGUCAAUUUCCUUCUCUAAAGCUGUGUGAGAAGCUUCCAAAUCCCCCGGGACAUUCAUUUAUAAACUGCAAUAGUAUUUCUUCCAUGCCACACAUCACAUUCACGAUUGGAAACAAAUCUUUUCCCCUCUCUCCAGAACAGUAUGUACUUCAAUUUGAAGAAGGCUGUUCUACUGUCUGCUAUGGUGGUUUUGUUGCUAUAGAUGUUCCUCCUCCACAGGGUCCCCUCUGGGUUCUUGGAAAUAUAUUCAUGGGGGCAUAUCAUACAGUAUUUGACUAUGGAAAUCUCCGUAUAGGAUUUGCAGAAGCUGCAUAGUUAUAGCUUGGUGAUAUUACUUUGCCAAAUUCGUUUUGAAUGAUAAAAAUGGAGGUCUGCAUGAUCCACAAAUAAUAAUUGCAGUUCUUGAGAAUUUGUCUCAAGGUCUCUAUUCAGUUGUAAAUGGUGAUUGGAAUAUUCUAUGAAUAAAAUUUGUGAUAUUUGUUCCCAA